GUCCGGUUAUGUCGCCAGACAAACCGCGCUUGCCAUCUUGGAGUCAGUCCCCGACAAGAGAGCUUUUCAACAGUUGCUGACGUGUGUUCGCUUCUGGGCAAAGCAGCGUGGAGUCUAUGGGCAGUCGCAUGACUUCGGUUAUCUAGGCGGAGCGGGCUGGGCGAUCUGCUGCGCUCUGGUCUGCCAAAUUGAACAGCACCAAGAUCUUGAGCAACUUCUUGGAGCUUUCUUCGACAUUAUGAGCAGAUGGGACUGUCGAGUUCCUGUUGCCCUGAAUGGCCGGGCACAUCGACAGGUCCAACGCAACAGCGCAGGGCUGAAGGUCCUGCUUCCUGUUGGCAGAAAAUUAUGCGCCAACCCGAACUUGACUGCCUCUGCUGCUCUGCAGCUGCAGAAGGAGUUUCGGAGAGGGAACAGGAUUUUUGCAAAAAUUCAGCACAGCCAAGCGGAUUGGAAACAAAUCUUUUCUGUCUCGAAGUUCUUCGAGCGCUAUUUUCAUUAUCUCCAGUUCGACAUCACGGCUUCCAGCGAAGAGAUCAUGUUUCAGUGGCUAUCUUGGUGCAGACAGCAUCUUCAAGGCACUGCAGAGAUGCUGGAAACCGUUGGCAACUGCCACCUGAUCACUCGGCCUUGGCCAGUAUGGCUGCCUUUCAAGGAUUGUGAGUGGCACUCUGCCAUCGCUGUGUUCAUAGCACUGCGAGUGCUGCCACACACGCGCAAUGAGCCUGCAGGCACGCGGACUGUCGUUGAUCUUCGCGAGAUCCUCGUCACUCUGUUGGAGCGGCUGUGCGCAUGGCCUCUGGCAACCGAGCACCUUGGUGAGUUCGAUCUCUACAUCCGACACACGUCGCAGGCUGAGGUGAAGUCUUGGCUGACAGCUCUGGAAGGUGGCUUCCCGGUCAAGCGUGCUCAUCGGCCAACCACACAGACACAGGCCGCCAUUUCCCUGCCCGAAGCAGACAGUGAGGACGACAUGUCCCGGCAAAGUUCGUCCUUUGAGUUUCAAUGA
Molecule: messenger RNA, 1009 nt
Organism: Symbiodinium necroappetens
Lineage: Eukaryota; Dinophyceae; Suessiales; Symbiodiniaceae
Source: the annotation of a GenBank genome assembly